Messenger RNA from Nezara viridula (southern green stink bug), 4247 nucleotides. The record is from the annotation of a GenBank genome assembly. NCBI's taxonomy places the organism in Eukaryota, Metazoa, Arthropoda, Insecta, Hemiptera, Pentatomidae.
CAAGUUGGAUAUAUAUAUAAAAUGAAUUUAUUUUACAGCAGGCUUAAAAAUAUAUGUAUAAACGAACAUGGAGUUUAAAAAUUUUAAUUAUUCUCAAGUAUAUUUUUUUUAUAAAUAAUGUUGGCUAAACUGUCCACGUACAAACCAAUGACCAGUUGUAAUCUCGAAGGCGUCCGAUGCUUGUGGCAAGUAGGCUAUUCUAUACAAAGUGUUACCUAGAAGGUUCUCAAUCGAAUUGUUCUGAAUUAUAAAGCAAACACUUCAGGUAUGUUGAAGUUUAUCAGAGGAAAAGGCCAACAGCCUUCAGCAGAAAGAGUGAAAUUACAAAAGGAAUUGUUUGCAUUCAGAAAGACUGUUCAGCAUGGAUUUCCAAAUAAACCCACCUGCCUUGCAUGGGAUCCAGUUCUUAGGCUUAUGGCCAUUGGGACAGCAACAGGAGCUAUUAAAAUUCUUGGACAGCCAGGAGUGGAAUUCUAUGGUCACCAUGCAAGUUCUGAUAUCUCAGUGACCAAACUUAUUUUUAUACCCAAUCAGGGUCGUGUCGUAUCAUUAUGUGAAGACAAUUCUCUUCAUUUAUGGGAGAUUAAUGACAAUGUCUUGGAGAACGUUAAGUCACAUACUGUUGAAGGAAAGUUGAAUAAAGUUUCUGCAUUAUGCUUAGAAGGUUCUGAAGAACAUUUACUGAUUGGAACAGAAGGUGGUAAUGUGUAUCUGCUCAACCUCAGUACUUUUGGAAUGUCAUACAUUGUUAUUUAUCAAGAUGUUGUAAUGCAAAAUGUUCCUGAAGAUUAUAAAAUUAAUCCUGGUGCAGUUGAUGCUAUGGCAAUUCAGCCAGAUAAUCCUGAUAAUUUAUUAAUUGGAUAUGAAAGAGGGUUAAUGGUUCUUUGGAAUAUGAAAAAGCCAGCAGCCGAACAGACUUGUAUCAGUAUGCAAGGUGUUGAAAGUGUGGACUGGAAAGAUAACGAGACAUUUGUUUCAUCUCAUAACGAUGGUAGUUACAUGAUAUGGAGUACGAAGAUGUCUGAACCAAUUAAAGAUUCUACUACAGUUUAUGGACCCUUUCCGUGUAAAAAAAUUUCAAAGCUGAUAGCUCAUGGAGAUAUGAUUAUCUUCUCUGGUGGUAUGCAAAGGGCUUCAUACAGUGACAGAAAUACAAUAUCAGUAUUAGAUGGCGAUAGACACGUAGUUUUUGACUUUACUUCCAAGGUUAUAGACUUCUUUGUCACUACUUCAAAAGAUGAUACUAUACUGAUGGUGCUUGCUGAGGAAGAGCUUUGUGCUAUUCAACUGAACGAUGAUUCUUGGCCAAUGCUUCCGCUUCCCUAUCUUGUAUCAUUGCAUGCAUCGGCUGUCACUUGUUCCACUUAUGUUUCAAACUUACCGCAGGAACUAUGGGAUGAUAUAGUAGAAGUUGGAAAACAACAGAUAGCUGGGCAUUACUCCAAUUCAGAAUGGCCUAUUGAUGGAGGAGAACUGGAAGAAGUAGAUGAACCAAAGAGACGGGAUUUAUUUUUGACGGGCCAUGAGGAUGGUUCAGUUAGGCUUUGGGAUGCAGCUUCCGUGGCAAUGGUACCUCUUCUCAGGUUUUCGUCGACUAAAUGGUUAGUAGCUGGUGAUGAUGAUUUGCCCCAUUCACCUGAAGAAGAGACCUCUGACGAUUGGCCACCUUUUAAGAAGGUUGGCAGCUUUGACCCAUAUUCAGAUGAUCCUCGCCUGGCUGUGAAAAAAGUAGCUCUGUGCCCUGAAACUGGUGUUUUAGCUGUUGCGGGAACUGCUGGACAUGUAAUUCUAGCAAAACUUUCGAAGGAUGGAAACGUUCCUAAGCCCCAGGUAGUUACUAUGAACAUCUUGAGCUCUCGAGAGGGAUUUGUUUGGAAAGGCUAUCAGGCACUGUCCUUCAAUGAUUCUACAACCAGCAGCCCUGGUUUUGCGUGCACUUCGCUGCUCCAGUUGCACCCUCCUGCGGCAGUUACUGCCCUCGCUCUGCACUCUCCGUGGGGUCUUGUUGCUGCUGGGACCGCUCAUGGGGUGGCCCUGUACGACUUUCAGAAGAUGGCACCUGUCACUGUGAAAUCAACACUCAGCCCACUUGAUAUGUCUGGAUCUGGAGAAGGACCAAUAUCUCGACGAAAGUCUUUUAAAAAGUCACUUAGGGAGUCUUUCAGGAGGUUAAGGAAGGGAAGAUCCCAGAGGGGAGACAAGAGAGGGGCGACAACAACCGCAGCCACUGCCUCACCACCGCCUCAAUCUCCAGAAGGAACUGAAGUAAAACCAGUUGAGAGGGCGAUUGAAGCAAGGCCAGCUGAUGAUGGGAUGGGAUCAAUGGUUCGCUGUAUUACUUUUGCCAGGACUUACAUCAUCAGCAUUCAAAAUCUAACUCCAACUCUGUGGGUUGGAACGAACAAUGGCACCGUCUAUGUUUUUACACUGGCCAUUCCUGGAGGAGAGAAGAGGAAAGAAGAAUCUGUUGCCUGCCAAUUAGGUAAGGAAAUACAGCUGAAGCACAGGGCUCCAGUGAUCAACAUUUCCAUUAUGGAUGGUAACUGCAAUAGUGUGGAUACAAAUAGGCAAGAUAACCACCCUGCACCUCACAAAGUACUUAUUUCUAGUGAAGAACAGAUAAAGGUUUUUACGGUUCCACAGUUGAAACCUGUUACAAAAUUGAAACUAACCGCUUGUGAAGGUGCACGAGUGCGAAGAACGAUUUUGGCUUCAUUUUCUGCAGGGUCUCAUGUUGAAACCUGCCUUUUAUGCCUUACCAAUCUGGGAGAUGUUGUGGUCCUUGCUCUUCCUGAUCUUCGCCGCCAAGUUAAUGCAGCUGUUAUACGACGAGAAGAUAUUAAUGGAAUCUCUUCACUCAGCUUUACAGAAAGGGGAGAAGCUUUGUACCUGCACUCGAGUAGCGAGUUGCAAAGGGUGAGUUUAUCAACUAACUGCGUUACUAUCGCUAGGUGUAGAGUGGAGCUACCUCCUGGAGCCAGGCCUCCUCCGCAAAGUGAUAACACCAGCCAGAGUUCCGAGUCCUCACAAGCUAGCAGCUCUUCAUCUUCAUCCUCGUCCUCAGCCAAUAGUCAGCAGCCAGCAGAGAGGAGAGAAGGAAGGCCAGAAGCUGGAGAUGCCGAUAAGGCAGAGAUAAAAGAAAAUGGAGUCUCUGAAGCUUCUACCCACGAUUUAACACUGUCGAGUGUUGAUAUCACAAUUGAUUCAGUUAAAGACCACCUUACAAAUAACGUAAGCAGUACAGAAGAAAGUAGGACAGUGGUUGAGGUUACACGGAAUGAAAGCCAUAAAAUUGAGUCUACUUUGACUAAGACGACGGUGAUUUCAACUAAUGAAUUGCUACAUGUAACGUCUCCACCAACGGAAACUGAUUCUGGAGGGGAGGACAGUCAGCAAUCAGCAGUGUGCCAGGUACGUAAAGCUCCACUUGCAAGGAUGGAAGAUAUGGACACAGAUUCAGUUCCCGCUUGAUGGAGAAUUGUUUUUAAGAACAAAUUUAAAAGAAUUAUUUAUUUUUUUAUAUAUAUAUAUUUGUUGCUAUUUAGAUUUAAAUCGAGAAGGUAAACACUUAUGCACCUUGUACAUAUCCACACUUUUUUUCUUUCAUUAAACACGUGUGAUAAUACGCUCGUUUAAACCUAAUGGCACUAGAAGUGAUUAUGCUUUUGUUUUAUAUUUAAUAUUUCCCUGAGGUCCAAACUUUUUAUAUAAGAUUUCUUUUAUUUAAUAUUGACAAUACUUGCUAACUUUAUGAACAAACUAGCAGGCCAUGAACGUAAGCCUGUUGUCUCACAUUUUUAUAAAAUUAUAUAUAAAAUACGAAUAUUUAUAAAGAGAGAGUAUAAUUAUUAAUGAGAAAAAAAAAUUAAAAAAAGAAAAAGGUGGAGGAUGUUAAACUUUAUUGUUAAGACUAAUUUAGCUAUAUUUAUAAUGAAAAGAGUGCCUGAAUUAAUAUUAUGUAAAAGAGAGUUAUUGUUAUUUUCUUUUAUUCACAUAUCUAUAUAAAUCAUAAUUGUAUCUAUGUAUGUAUAUAAGUAUAUGUAUAUAUGAUCUCUAUACAUGUACUUAUUUACUUACCUAAAUUUGAAGCUGCUCUAUUAUAUCUGCUUAAUUUUAUAUUAUAUUUAAAAAAAAAAAAGAAAAAAAAUCCUUUCUAAGCGUACAUCACCCUUAAGCAUUUGUAUUUAUUAAUGUAAAACAGAGAAAUCGCUUUUAACCGGCAAAAUAAAUAUUUUUAUUUAAAGUUA